Chaetomium fimeti is the source of this 1583-nucleotide messenger RNA. Its product is annotated as tryptophan synthase beta subunit-like PLP-dependent enzyme. The coding region runs from base 113 to 1372 and encodes 419 amino acids. The record is from RefSeq and is a predicted model, not a curated record. The transcript has 2 exons. Lineage: Eukaryota; Fungi; Ascomycota; Sordariomycetes; Sordariales; Chaetomiaceae.
CAACCGAAGCAGGAGAACUCUCCACCCCAAACCACCACCGAUCAAUAGCCAUACCCUUCUAGUAUCAAUCACACUCCAAUCUGUCACUACCAGCCCAACCCAACCCAACACCAUGCCAUCCCCAUCCCCAUCCCCCGUCUUCCUCAACCCAUCCGCCAAAUCCUGGCGCUACACACCCCCCUCUCCCACAGGUAACCACCCUCCCCCCACCGACACCGAAACCAAAACCGAAACCCCCGUCCAAACCUUCCACCGCCUCCUCCCCAACCACGCCCCCACCCCCCUCCACAGCCUCCCCGCCGUCGCCACCGCCCUCAACCUCGCCCACGUGCUCCUCAAAGACGAGUCCCACCGCGCCGGCCUGCCCUCCUUCAAGAUCCUCGGCGCCUCCUGGGCCGUCUACCGCGCGGUCGCCGCCGCCCUCGGCAUCGACGCCAUCUCCAACCUCCUAUCACCAUCAAAACCACCCCAGAAGAACGGGCCGCCCUUCGAUCCUCUAACCUCCCUCGGCGCCGCGGCGCGCGCCGCAGGCCGCCGGCUCACGCUGGUGACGUGCACGGAGGGCAACUGGGGCCGGGCGGUGGCGCGCAUGGCGGCGUAUGUGGGGGUGGCGGUGGUGGUGUAUGUGCCGGCGCACGUGCCGGAGGCGACGCGCGGGUUGAUUCGGGGGGAGGGGGCCGAGGUGAGGGUGGUGGAGGGGGAUUAUGACGACGCGGCUGGGGCUGCGAGGCGGGCGGCGGGGGAGGGGGGUGGUGAGGGUGGUGGGGAUGGGGCGGUGUUGGUGAUGGAUAUUGGGUGGGAGGGGUUUGAGGUCGUGCCGCAGUGGGUUGUUGAAGGCUACCAGACAAUGCUGGAUGAGUCAGAUGCACAAGUCCUUCGCAUGACGGGCGGCAGACCGGCCACGCAUGCUGUUGUCCCCGUCGGCUGCGGCUCGGUUGCUCAGGCCGUGGCGCAGCACUUUAAGAGCGCGACGAGGGAACGGGGUGUUGAUAGCCCGGCGGCGGCUGUGCUUGCUGUCGAGCUUGACACGGCGGCGUGCUUGAGGGCAUCGCUCGAGAACGGGACGAUGGUUAGCGUGCCGACUGGGGAUAGCAUCAUGUGUGGCAUGAACUGUGGGACGUUGUCUACCACAGCCUGGCCUAUCCUGAAGUUGGGGAUUGACGGUACCGUGGUGGUGAGUGAUGUGGAAGCACACAAUGCUGUUCAGGAACUAGAAGUGCAUGGGUUCAAAGCAGGGCCCUGUGGCUCCUCUACUCUCGCCGCUCUAGAGAAGUCCUGCAAGACCGAGCGGGUGAACUUGGGGCUUUCCGAGGAGUCAAUUGUUGUCUUGUACUGCACUGAGGGGCAUAGGGAAUAUAUCACACCGGUUUGAAUCAGUGGGUCAAUACGGCCUGGCACUGUUAUCCGAAGGGGUUAGAAUUUAAAACGACGAUCGUGGACACAGUGAUCGGAGUGUCGGAAUUACGUGGCGGUUGUGAACCUGGAUUGAGUAUGUAAACUCGUUGCUCUUUCCCUAUUUCGUAAGGAGUCAUGGGGUAUUGAAUGCCGUUGUUGGUUAAAUGUGAAUCCCAUCCUCUAAGCUU